This is a messenger RNA of Cherax quadricarinatus, 1707 nucleotides long. Lineage: Eukaryota; Metazoa; Arthropoda; Malacostraca; Decapoda; Parastacidae. The record is from RefSeq and is a predicted model, not a curated record.
AUGAUAUUGAUACGACUUGCUGAAGAUUUGCCAGAAAAAUAUAGAACAAAAUUAAUAAUUUACUUUGUGUUGUCUCCUUACAGCUUCAAGACUAGUAAAGGUGUGGGGUACUCAGCACACUUCGUGGGUAACUGCCUGGUACUCACCUCACUCAAGGUCAAGGGCAAAGGAUACCAACACUGCAUCAAGUAUGAGUUCCAGCCCAGGAAGUGGUACAUGGUGGCUGUGGUGUAUAUCUACAACAGGUGGAGCAAGAGCGAGAUAAAGGUGUUUGUCAACGGUCAACUCGCUUCAGCCACCGACAUGACCUGGCUCGUCUCCACCAAUGAUACAUGGGACAAGUGCUACAUAGGGGCAACGCCGGAGCUGGACGAAGAACGAGUGUUCUGUGGCCAGAUGAGUGCCGUCUACCUCUUCUCUGAGGCUCUCACCGCUCACCAGGUGUGCGCCAUGCAUCGCCUUGGCCCAGGAUACAAGAGUCAGUUCCGGUUCGACAAUGAGAGUUAUCUUCAACUACCAGAGAACCACAAGAGGGUACUAUAUGAUGGCAAACUAGCAGCUGCGAUUGUAUUUAUGUAUAAUCCAGUUGCUACAGACUCCCAGCUAUGUCUGCAAUCUGCUCCCAAGGGCAACCCAUCGUUCUUCGUCCAUAAUCCUCAUGCACUUAUGCUUCAGGAUGUGAAAGCAGUGGUGACUCACAGCAUCCACAGUACCCUGAACAGUAUGGGUGGAAUUCAAGUGCUCUUUCCACUGUUUCAACAGCUUGACUUGCCUCAUGACACUCCCCCAGCUAUUAAUGACUAUUACAACACCAACAAAGACCCCUCAUUAGGUUCUACUUUGGUAGGUUUCAUCUGUGAGAUGGUUGAAAGCUGUAAUACAGUUCAGCAACAUAUGGUUCAGAAUCGGGGUUUUUUAGUAAUAUCUCACCUUCUGCACCGUGCCUCACGCCAUCAUGUUACCAUGGAUGUUCUCACUGCCUUCCUCAAGUUAACCAAGUUCCUCGUCACGUGUCCAAAUUCAAACUCGGAUUUACUCCUGAAACAGUUGCUGGACCACAUUCUGUUCAACCCAUCACUCUGGAUCUACUCUCCGGUGGCAGUUCAAAUGCGAUUAUACACCUAUCUAGCCACAGAGUUCCUCUCUGAUGCACAGAUAUAUGGUUCAGUCCGUAGAGUUUCCACCGUAUUGCAGACAAUGCACACACUCAAGUACUACUAUUGGGUAGUUAAUCCCAGGGACAAGAGUGGGAUUAAUCCUAAAGGUCUGGAUGGUCCACGACCCAGUGACAAGGACAUUGUUAGUCUUCGAGCAUAUAUGCUGCUUUUUCUCAAGCAGUUAAUCAUGAUUGGCAAUGGUGUCAAGGAAGAUGAGCUGCAGGCUAUUUUAAACUUCCUUUCCACCAUGCAUGAGGAUGAGAACCUACAUGAUGUGCUACAGAUGUUAAUGUCCCUCAUGUCGGAGCACCCAUCCUCCAUGGUACCAGCAUUUGAUGCAAAACAUGGUGUCCGCACAGUCUUCAAACUCUUGGCUUCAGAGAGUCAACUGAUACGCCUUCAGGCUCUCAAGUUGCUUGGUUAUUUUCUCUCAAGAUCAACUCACAAGUAUGUAGAAAUUUUUUAAAGAUUUUAUGCGAGCGUUACUUGAGAUCAGCUUGCUGUAUCUGCUUAGGAAUUAUAUUUUUGAUAAGUAUGCUUAAGGACAGGG